Molecule: messenger RNA, 2423 nt
Organism: Drosophila elegans
Lineage: Eukaryota; Metazoa; Arthropoda; Insecta; Diptera; Drosophilidae
Gene: Sk2
Product: sphingosine kinase 2
Exons: 2
Coding region: 86-2113 (675 amino acids)
Biological process (GO): sphingosine biosynthetic process
Cellular component (GO): membrane; intracellular membrane-bounded organelle; cytoplasm
Source: RefSeq, a predicted model, not a curated record
CUACGGUCACACUGCUGCCAUGAUUGUGAUAAGGGAGCCGUAAAAAACUGGACUUCCCAAAACAUGCUCCGAAUCUCCAGUCAAAAUGAACGAAUCUCUUGAUAAGACCACCAGCCCGAGCUCGGUGGCCAGUAGUUCCAGGGCCACGCCCUCGCGGGCGGAGGAGGAGGCGGAUGCAGAUGAGGGGCACCACGAUGUGAGCGACACCUUCUACACAAGUCAGCGGAAAAAGGGCAGCCACGUAUUUCGAGUGCGCCUGGAUGCCACAGGAUUCACGCUGCAGCGGGAAUCACCCGCCGGCAGCAUUGUCAAGGAGCAGCAGGUGCGGAUCAGCGAUAUAGUGGGUGCCCGGUGUAUGCGUCCCAAGAAGUCGCGUCGUUUGGCCAUGUCCGGUGCCUGUGCCUGCAGUUCCGGCAAUUCGCCGGCCAUUUCGGCUUCCGGGGAUCAUCACCCUCAUCGUCCGGUCACCACGCCGAGCAAGUGCAGCACCAACAGCCGGGAGAAUCUUCCGUUGGACGGCGGCGGUGGCGAUGUCAGCGCCUUUCUCUACGUCUUUGCCUAUGUGCUGAAAAAGAGAAGCCUUCGCUCGGAAUUGCACAGGGAGCGAACGGUGCUCACACUGCGCUUCAGAUCCUUCGACACCUUCGAGGAUAACAUGAGGGAGGCGGAUCGGUGGUAUAGAUCGCUGCGCUGGCAACUGCAUCGCACGCUGGAGGAGAUCUUUGUGGCGCCCACGGCCGAUGAGCGACGAAGGAGAGUCCUAGUGCUGUUAAAUCCCAAAUCUGGAUCUGGCGAUGCCCGCGAGGUCUUCAAUAUGCACGUGACGCCAGUGCUGAAUGAGGCCGAGGUCCCAUACGAUAUGUACGUGACCAAACAUUCCAAUUUUGCCAUCGAAUUCAUGAGCACGAGGUGCCUGGAUGCCUGGUGUUGCGUGGUCGCCGUCGGCGGAGAUGGCCUCUUCCACGAGAUUAUCAAUGGUCUGCUGCAGCGCCAGGAUUGGGCCCACGUCCUGCCCCACCUGGCACUCGGCAUCAUUCCCUGCGGCUCCGGAAACGGACUGGCCAGGUCCAUAGCCCAUUGCUACAAUGAACCGUACUUCAGCAAACCAGUGCUGGGAGCUGCCCUCACCGUAAUCAGUGGCCGCAGUUCUCCGAUGGAUGUGGUUCGUGUGCAGCUACAGAAUCGCUCCCUCUACUCCUUUCUGUCGAUCGGCUGGGGUCUCAUCUCUGACGUGGACAUCGAGAGCGAGCGAAUCCGGCUGCUGGGCUACCAGCGUUUCACCAUUUGGACACUGUACCGCCUGGUGAAUCUGCGCACGUACAACGGUCGGAUAAGCUACCUGCCGACGGAGCAGCAGAUUGGCUCCUCAUCGAGUCAGAGCCAUUCCGGAUAUGCUGCUGACCAGCGCCGGAGGAUGCAGGGAAGCCGGAGCUGCAACACGCACAUGGACAUAUUGAGUGGACAGCCAGCAGCCAGCUAUCAUUCCAGUGCCGAGUACCUGCCGCAGGAAUUUGCGGAUGUUAUAUCCCUGGAGACGUCCAUCAAUCAGUCGUUCCGUUCGCGAUGCGACAGCUGGCUGUCCGGAGGAUCGCGGCGCAGCUUCUACUAUUCCAUAUCGGAGAGCAUCUACCAUAGUUUGGCGGAUGAGAGCGAGUUGGCGGGAGGAUUGGCGGCCGCCUCGCUGGAGAACAGGCAGUUGAACUACGGGCCGUCGAGUGAACUACCCGACCUCGGGGAACCCCUGCCCGAGGAUCAGGGCUGGCUGGUGGAGGAGGGCGAGUUCGUGAUGAUGCAUGCCGUCUAUCAGACGCAUCUGGGCAUCGACUGCCACUUUGCGCCCAAGGCCCAGUUGAACGAUGGCACCAUCUACCUCAUCCUCAUACGCGGCGGCAUCAGUCGUCCGCAUCUGCUGAGCUUCCUCUACAAUAUGAGCUCGGGCACUCACCUGCCGGAUGUGAACAACGAGUAUGUGAAGGUGCUGCCAGUGAAGGCGUUCCGGCUGGAGCCACACGACAAUCAUGGCAUCAUCACGGUCGACGGGGAAAGGGUCGAGUUUGGGCCACUCCAAGCGGAGGUCCUGCCGGGCAUAGCCCGCGUCAUGGUGCCCAAAUAGAAGGAGGCUGAGGCUCAAGACGACCAACAAGCAAUAGAAAUCUCAAUUUAGGAAUCUCUGCAUUUGUAGCUAUUACUUAGGGUCUAACAUAGAUGACCGCGACGAGAGAGUUGUGCAUUCUUCCAAUUUUAUGUCCUUUUGUGGCUUGCUUUUGCCAAACAAUCAUGUAUUAAAAUUGUUUUUUAAUAACUGAAGUUGCUUUUCAAAUAUUUAAAUGUAUAUAAAUAUGCCAAAUUAAGUGGUUACAAGUUUUAUACUUUUCACGUCCGCUGUUUCAAAUAGUAAAAAAAAUGUGUGAAACUCAAAAGGA